GUCACGUGGCCGCGCGGCCGGCGGGGCGGUGUCGCGGCGCAGCGCUCCGCGCCUGAGGAGAGGCCGCGGCGGCGGGGCCGGGGCCGGGGCCGGGGCCGGGCGGGCGGGCGGGCGGGCGGGCGCGGGUGUUGGGGCCGGGGCUGCCGCCAGGGGGCCGGGGCGGCUGGCGGCGGGCCCCGCGGAGGAGGAUGCUGAGCCGCCUGCAGGAGCUGCGCAAGGAGGAGGAGACGCUGCUGCGGGUGAAGGCGGCGCUGCACGACCAGCUCACCCGCCUCAAGGUCGGCCCUGGCCGCCGCCGCCGCGCCCGGCCGCCGCCGGGGAGGGGGGGGCGCCGCGGGACGCGGCCCGGGGCACCUGGGGGCCGCCCGGCGCCGUGGCGGCCUGAGGCGGUAGAAGAGCUGGCGCUGCAGUCUAUGAUUAGGUCCAGAGAGGAGAAUAUAACAGUCCCUUCAUCAGCAGUUGCAGAGGAGACUCAAAAAACUCUUGGGCAGAUGGACAACGAGGCUGCUAUCAAUCAAACUGAAUUACAUCUAAGUCUUCAAGAUCAUGAAGAGGAGGAGGAGGAAGAGGAGGAGGAAUCAGAUUCUUGAAAGAGAAAAAUAAUCAGAGAUGGUGAUCUUGGUUUUUAAUACAGACUCAGGAAUUUCUUCUUCAUUCAUAUAAGAUUUGCCAACAGAUUUUCAUUUUGUCCUGCAUAUGAACUGUAUGAUAUGUAAGACUUUUGGAGGGUUCUAGGGAAGUUUUACACUUACUUGAAGAUAUGAAUGUCACAAGCUUGGCAGAUCUUGAUUACGUGUUAAAAGAAUGAAAACUUGCUGCACAAAUAUGUAGCAUAAUUUUUUUUUGCAUUUAAAACCUAAUGUGUAGCUUACUACAUCUUUAUGUGUAGAUCAGGAAAGCUGUUAAUCAAGUCAGACUAAUUUGACAUAUGCACUAAAAGCAAUAACUUGUCUGUUCUUAUUUCCUAUUGUUGAAAAAUAAAACCAGUUCUCAGUGACUGGUUGCUGAACCAAUGAUUAUAUAUAUAAAACCUCAUCUGCAUAAACUGGGAAUUUUAAGAUAGGCAGUGAGAAAAGAUUUGACCAAGAUUGUUUCCAUGCUCUCAGCUAGUGUAUUCUUGGUUAUAUGGAAAACUAAAAUUCCGUUCCCUAUAAAUGUGAUAGAGAUGUAGGUGCAUUGGGAGAAGUAGCUAUUGCACUAUGGGCUCUCACUGUCACCUUAAUUUUGAGCACAAUAGCAAGGUAGCCUCUCUUUGUACCCACUGGUGCUGUUCUUAAGUAUUGUCAGUCUGACUAUAAUAGUGAAGUAUUUUCUACUUCUUCCUCUUUCAGAGGAGUAACAAAUUAGUCUUUUGUUUGUCUCCAAAUUGUAUGGUAAGAAUAAGUUCACAACAUUACUCGUAAUAAGAAACUAAUGUUCUUAAAUUAGUUUUAUUUUCUUUUUCCCCUCACAGUAACUCCAUAGGUCAAUGUAAGUCCAUCUUCUACUUUCAAGUUAUUUUCAAGGAGGAAUAUAAGGCAUUUAACAACUUAUAAGAUGGAAAAGUGAUGUGAAGUUCCUUCCACAGUUUCUUUAAUGGUACAGUAACAAGUCAGUGCUGCUCUUAGUGAUAGACAAUAUGUUCUGUCUCCUAAUGGAAUGCAGACACCAUGUGGUGCAGCUGGUUAUUUUAUCAAUUCUUAAAGAGUUGUUUGGAAGCACAGAAAACCAAACUGUGUUAAGCUGAUUAAAAACAAACAAUAAAAGUAAUAUGCUAACUUAGCCAUUUUGUCAAGCUGUCUUACUAAGAAAAUAUUCAGAGCUAUAUCCAGAGUUGUUCAUUAUACAACUAGUGCAUAAAGGUGCUGGUGCUAUCUCAGUUUGGCAUUAGUAGCUUAGAGAAAAUAAGUAUGCUUCUGAAGUUUGCCUUUAAGAGCAGGAAAAGAGCUUGGAAAAGUAUCCAGUGUCCUGUGUGCAGUCAAAGUAUAUGAUUCAACUUCCAAUAAAUUCCUGCUACUGAUUGAAGAGAGCCUGUUUAUUAUUUGGCUCUUAUUUGGCUUGUAGCUAUAGAAACUAAAUGUUACAAUGUAAAUAUAGCUUCAUCCUGUACUAAAGACUAAUUACCGUGUGAAGAGGCUGGAUGUUGCUCUGAAGGAGCUUAGAACUUGAGUACAGAACACUUAGCAAAGCCUUGCCAAGACUUGUAAGGGGAACAACAAAAAGUCUGAGCAGAAAACAUUAUAGUUUGGAUUGUCAAAUAAUUUUCUUUAAAAGUAGGUAUGUGAACAGUUGGUUUUGUAAGGGUCGCAGCAGAUAAUCUCUUUCCUUUCCUUGUUACGGUGCUCAGUAUGGUUGUGGCAUUGCACUCUGCUCCAUGUGUUUCUGUCUUAAAAAAGGACUGUUUGCCUGCCUUUGUUUUGCUUCUGGGGAAAUGGCAUUCUGGAAUAGUUACUCCAGGGUUUCAUGGACAAAGGUGAAUUCUGACCUUUGAAAAAUGUUUGUCCUGCAUGCUACAGUGUAGUUUUUCACAGAUACUUUAUAUCCUUUCUCCCUAUUACCUUUCAUGGAAAAGUCCAUUGCUUGCUUUUGGAUUCAAAUAGACAAGUUCUGGCAAACUAGCUUGCAUGUUGCAAUAAAGUACUUUUCCUGUUGUCCUACUACA
Dromaius novaehollandiae (emu) is the source of this 2641-nucleotide messenger RNA. RefSeq names its product small nuclear RNA activating complex polypeptide 5 (gene SNAPC5). Bases 189 to 590 code for a protein of 133 amino acids. Lineage: Eukaryota; Metazoa; Chordata; Aves; Casuariiformes; Dromaiidae. Gene Ontology annotation, biological process: transcription by RNA polymerase II; transcription initiation at RNA polymerase III promoter. Gene Ontology annotation, cellular component: nucleus. The transcript has 3 exons. The record is from RefSeq and is a predicted model, not a curated record.